Molecule: messenger RNA, 4442 nt
Organism: Paralichthys olivaceus (Japanese flounder)
Lineage: Eukaryota; Metazoa; Chordata; Actinopteri; Pleuronectiformes; Paralichthyidae
Source: RefSeq, a predicted model, not a curated record
AUGAGGAGGAGGGGGGAUCAGAUGGAGGGGGACAGCACCACACUGAUCGACAUGGAAACCAAGCAGGAGAGCUACAGCAGUAUCACCAUGAGAGCACCUGUUCAGCCUCCAGACCGGAAUGUGUUCAGCGAUGGAUCGACUCGAGUCGAUUUCGUCUUGGUGUGGGAGGAGCCUCGAGGCUCACAGAAUGAGGAGAGUGCAGGUGUUAUUCCCGCCCACCUGAAGUGGAGGGAGGAGUUUCUGAGCAAACUGAAACUCUGUGGGCUGCUGCAGGAACAGAAAACAGUCCUUCAGACGAAGAGGAGGAUUCGUUUCGUCCUCCUCAGCGCUCCAUGGAGCGUCCUCUGUUAUUACGCCGAGGAGAUCAGUCUGAGAGUCCCUCUGCAGGUGGUCAACUCUCCAAAUAUUUCCUGGUCUGAGCAGCUUCUGUCCUGGUUGUCCCUCCCCAACAUUCUGUCCCAGGAUGUCCCCAACCCCCCACUGUGCUACUACACCUGUCAGUUCAGGACCAACAAGCUGCAGAGGUUUCUGGGAAGCGACGACCAAGAGACAUUUUUCAAGACGACUCAGAGACACCAGGUGCUCUAUGAGAUUCUGGCCCGGACUCCGUACGGUUCUGUGAACAAGGGGCAGGUGGGAAUCGACCGUCUGCUGAGCGAGAAGGUCUUCACGGCUGCGUAUCCGCUGCACGAGGGUGGUUUUCAGCUGCCGACCCCCCCGGUGCCUCCCCAGUCUUACAGCCUCAGACAGAUUCUGUACUCGCACUGGGCCCGGUGGUCCUGCUGGAGGAGCUACCAGCCUCUGGACCACAUCAGGGAGUACUUCGGAGAGAAGAUCGCACUCUACUUUGCCUGGCUCGGUUUCUACACUGCUUGGCUGUUACCGGCAUCUCUUCUGGGGACCCUGAUCUUCAUGGUUGGGAUUUGGCUCAUGGUCACUGAUGUUCCAGCGAAGGAGGUGUGUGACAGUGGAGACGGCUUCGUCAUGUGUCCGACUUGUGACAUCUGCUCCUUCUGGAACUACUCCAGCAUCUGUGUCACCUACAAGGCAGGUAUCCUGUUUGAUAACGGAGGGACGGUGUUUCUCAGUGUCUUCAUGUCUCUGUGGUCCGUCACGUUCCUGGAGUACUGGAAAAGAAACUGUUCGGUUCUGUCUCAUCGCUGGAACUGCUCCGACUUCGAGGAAAUCGAGGAGCGACCUCGUCCAGAGUUCGCCGCCAUGGCACCGAUGACCACGAGGAACCCGGUGACGGGCGCAGAGGAACCUUAUUUUCCUGAAAACAAACGUUUCAACAGAACAUUGAGCGGCUGCUUAGUCAUCAUUGUCAUGAUUGUUGUGGUGUUGAUGUGUCUCAUCGCCAUCAUUUUGUAUCGCACCAUCCUCGGCAUCGUCAUCUACAAGUCCAGCAACAGCUUCCUCAGCCUCUCUGCUAAGAGAAUAGCCAGCAUAUCAUCGUCAGUGUUGAACCUGUUGGUCAUCCUCAUGUUGUCCAGGGUUUACGUGGCUCUUGCCCACAUCCUCACCCGUUGGGAAAUGCAUCGCACUCAGAAUAAAUACGAAGACAUGUUCAUCCUCAAGGUUUUCAUCUUCCAGUUUGUCAACUUCUACUCGUCUCCGGUUUACAUCGCCUUCUUCAAAGGCAGGUUUGUUGGUCACCCUGGAAACUACAACACUUUGUUUGGAGUUCGCAACGAAGAUUGCGGAGCAGGAGGGUGUCUGGUUGAACUGGCUCAAGAGUUGCUGGUCAUCAUGGUGGGAAAACAGCUGAUCAAUAACAUCCAGGAGUUCAUCAUCCCGAAGUUGAAGUCCUGGUGGCAGAAGAGGAGGAUGAGUCCAGUGCAGACGAAGGUGAAGGAGGAUGGAGGAGAGGAGGCUCAGGGGGAACAGCACCAGCAGGGGGAGCUCUCUCCCUGGGAGGCCGACUACCGGCUCUUGGUGUGUGAUGGUCUCCUCAGCGAGUACCUGGAGAUGGUGAUUCAGUUUGGUUUCAUUACCAUCUUUGUGGCGGCAUGUCCUCUCGCUCCUCUCUUCGCUCUUGUUAAUAACUGGGUGGAGAUUAGAUUGGAUGCUCAGAAGUUUGUGACUGAAUAUCGCCGCCCAGUGGUAGAGCGAGCUCAGGACAUCGGCAUCUGGUUACCCAUCAUGGAGUUCAUCACACACACAGCUGUCCUCAGCAACGCGUUCCUCAUAGCGUUCACCUCGUCCUUCCUGCCUCGUCUUUACUAUCGCUACACCAGAGACAGCACUCUGAGCGGCUUCAUCAACUUCACACUGGCGACAUCAGACAACUACACCCAGCAAGAACAGAACAGAUCCUGCAGGUAUCAGGGUUUCAGGGAUGCAAAUGGUCAAUACCUGCCACAUUUCUUUCACCUCCUCUCGAUACAACUGGCUUUCGUUAUCAUCUUUGAGCAUGUAGUCUUCUUCAUUGGUCGUCUGAUCGACAUGAUGGUCCCUGACAUCCCUGAGGAGGUGGAGAUGAAGAUUAAGAGGGAGUACUACAUGGCUAAAGGGGCACUGGCUGAGAACCGGACUGUGAGGGACCCGCUGUUACCUGGUGAACAAGACCCUCUGCCCCACAACCUGAGACAGCGUGGAUCUAGACCCUCACAACCAAUACAGAACGAGUUGAGGCCACCAAACUUGAAGAUCCCAGAGGAAACUGACUUAUGAAGCAGCUGCUAAUGUGAAGCAGUGGACCCUCCCCAUUACUUCACUGUCCACUUUGAAAUAACUUCUCCUUCUGAUCGAACUUCCUGACAAAACCUCUGUGAAACUUCCACAAGUUCCACAAGAUCCGUGCUCAAUCCUCGAAGGUCCUUCAAGAACUUUGCAGGACCUACAAGCUAGAGAAGAUGUUGAGCUACAAGACCAUUGUUGGAUCUACAACAACAAAAACACCUCUGCUAGAGUUAUCAGACCUCUGCUCGACUUGAAUAAAACCAACAAGAUUUCUAAUUGUCUAAAAGAGCCACAUGUGUUGUAAUGAACCUCUACAUAUCCUACGAGAGAAAGGUCCAAUAGGACUUAAAUGUACUUGACAGCUGCACUAGAGUUGCAAGAUCUCGGCUAAACUUGAAGGAGAUCUCCAUAUCACAUCUGCUUGAUAUCUACAAGAACUACAAGAGGAUCAGUCCAUGUCCUUCAAGAACUCCCUAAGAGGCUGACAAGACCCAUGAGAUAUUUCCAAGUUCUCUGCAAGACCUUCAACACAUUUGUUAGUGAGUCACACAAUCUAAGAGUCUUCUGUCUGCACAAGUUCUACAGGAUCUCUUAUAGAUUACUACAAGAACUACAGGAGUGGUGUUCUGUUAUCAUCCCAACACCUAGACCUUUACGAGAAUUAAAAGACUUCUAGUAGGCAUAGAUGUACAACAGCACAGCAAGAGAUCUAUAGACCAACAAGAUAUAAGAAAGAUCUUACAAGAGCAACAGAUGUGUUCAAGAAUGGCAAAUUGCUCUAGAGCAUCAGUAGCCCUGGACAACAGCCCUACGAGAUCUACAUGAACUUUGCCAGACCUCUGAGGUCUCCAGUAUCACUUAUCCUACAAGAGCUCUGCAGGAAUUCUUUUACAUCAUUUCAAGGUCCUCCAGCAAAAACUCUGGCCCCUCAGAGAAUAUCCCCCUGAUAUAUGGCUGACAAGUGCAUUUAAAACCUUCCCUUUCCUUUUGAAAACUUGGGUUCCUCUUGUUUUAUUGUUCCGGAUCUCACUUCUUUGUUGUGUCAGACAAUGAUUCUGUGUCAUGGCUACAAAAGUGAAUCUUUUUAUCAAUAAAGCAUUGUUUUGCUCUUUUGUUACCCAGAACAUAUUAUUAGAGAACGUUGACUGUAGUGUGUGACGUAGUUAUUGAGGAUAUCUGUAGCUAUUGAUUCUUAUUAUCUAUUGUGUCGACUUGAUGAUCCUGCUGAUAUGAAAGACUUGGAUCACAUCAUACGCCACGUUCCUCUCUGUGGAAAAUUUAACCAAACUGUAGUCCGGCUAUAACUUAUCUAUAAAAUCUUCUACUGCUAUCUCCUCUGACUGUUUUUUAUGUCUUGCCUAGUUCCAAUGCUGUUUUACUAUAACUUUAUAUUCGACAGUAUUCUGCCAUUGUUAUUUAGUGUUUUCUUUCUUUUUGAAAUGCCUUUGUCUUUUCUCAGCAAGUACUGAAUAAAAUGUGUCAUGUUAUUCAUAAUUUAUCAUCUGAACCACUUUUUAUACUUUUUUUAUUCUACACCAACAACACUGUCGCUUAAAAUGUUGCCAAAAGAUGAAUUUAGACUAAACCUUAGAGAACUCAAUGUUGUGCUUUUAGAUGAUUUAUGCAAAACAUAUUGUAACAGAAAAUAUAUUUUACCGCAAACGUCCAUGAAGGUGCAACAUGAGCCAGAGCAGCUGGAGAUAAUGGACCAAUGGAUUACAUUUCACUAAAUGCUAUGUAUUCAAACGUAUGGGAUUAAA